Molecule: messenger RNA, 375 nt
Organism: Spirometra erinaceieuropaei
Lineage: Eukaryota; Metazoa; Platyhelminthes; Cestoda; Diphyllobothriidea; Diphyllobothriidae
Source: the annotation of a GenBank genome assembly
AUGCCGUCUCGUCAACCGCCAGUACCCUGGCAACCACCGCAGAGGCCUUUGUCACGCGAGCACAUCGACUUCGCUGGCCCACUUAACGGAGUCUCCUACCUAAUCUUGGUUGACACCUACUCGAAGUGGCCCGAGAGUGCUCCACUGAAUCCAGCAACCACAUCUGCCACUACGACGCCCUUCUACGACGCAUCUUUAACCAGCAUGGCUAGCCAGAAGUUCUGGUUUCAGAUAAUGGCUCUCAGUUUACCUCGUCGACGUUUAAGGAUUUCUGCCGCCAGCACAACAUCCAGCAUCUUCGCUCGCCGUCCAACCAUCCUCAGUCUAGCGGUCAGGCGGGGCGUUUUGUCGACACGUUUAAGAGAGGCCUCUUGA